Molecule: messenger RNA, 4108 nt
Organism: Contarinia nasturtii (swede midge)
Lineage: Eukaryota; Metazoa; Arthropoda; Insecta; Diptera; Cecidomyiidae
Gene: DCTN1-p150
Product: dynactin subunit 1
Exons: 12
Coding region: 170-3982 (1270 amino acids)
Source: RefSeq, a predicted model, not a curated record
UUGUAUAUACGGUAGUGAUGACUGAAUCACUGCAAAAUAGCUAGAGAAGAAAAAAACAUAAGAAACGAAAAAUCACAUACUAAUUUUAAAUUGUAGCUUUAAAGAAAUCAGCAAUAAUUUAAAAAAAAAAUCGCAAUUUUAUCGAUUUUAGUAACAUCAAAGUGAAACAAUGUCUGAACCAAAAUUGCGUGUGGGUCAGAAGGUCGAAGUGGCUGGCAAAAAUAUUCGCGGUGAAGUAGCGUACAUUGGUAUGACUACAUUUGCGGCCGGAAAAUGGGCUGGUGUUGUACUAACGGAACCAAAAGGCAAAAAUAAUGGUACAAUUCAAGGAACUGCAUAUUUCACGUGUCCUGAAAAUCAUGGAAUGUUUGUGAGACCAACGCAAUUGGUUCCGCUCGAUGAUGCUGGUAAUCCAAUUCAAGAAGCAGCCGAAGAAAAGCCACAGAGAUCACGCUUAAGCAGUGCAAGUACCGUUCGUUCGGUCACAAGUACGCGUCUGACAACCAUAAGAAGAAAAUCGCCGAUCAAAACACUGCAAUCCAAGUCGAAAAAUACGGAUGAUGCUGCAUCGUUGGCAUCAAACUCAAGUUCUCGCGUGUCAUUGGCGGGAAGUCGUCAAUCGUUGAGUGGAUCACGUACGCAAUUGUCGUCAACACCAAGUGAACGAACAACACCAUCGCAAAGCACAACAGAUCUUUCGAAGAAAGCAGAACGUCGUACAAUGAAUUCACCGCCAGAAUCGGUGAUGCCAGUGUCUUCGAAGCGAGAAUCAUUUGUGGAAACUGGUUUCUUGGAAACAUUGAAACCACAAUUCACACCAGGCCAUCCAAUCACAUCGCCGGCUCUAACGACACAACAUUCGGUCGAAGAGAAAAUCAAUUUACUUCAACUUCAACAAGAGAACGAAGAUUUGCGCAAUCAAAUCCGUGACCUAACCGAAAAAUUAGACACAUUGAAGCAACGCCGUACCGAAGACAAAGAACGUUUUCGCGAAUUUGAAAAAAUGCAAACACAAUUUGAGCAAAUGCAAGAAUUUAAACUUCGUAUUAUGGAAGCACAAUCACAAUUACAACGUGAAUUGCAACGGGCUCGUCAAGAGACCAAAGAUGCAAUCGAUGAGAAAAAUCGACAUGCUGAAGAAAUGUCCGAGUUGGCAGAAAACGUUGAACUUAUCACAUUAGACAAAGAAAUGGCGGAGGAGAAGGCUGAUUUUUUGAAUUCGGAACUGGAUGCAGCAAAAGAGCGAAUCGAGGAAUUGACAUUGGAUUUACAAAUUAUCAAAGCCGAAAUGGAAAAUCGAAUUGGAGAAGGUGGCAUCACGGAUGUUACAUCAAGUAGUAUAGGAACUGGAGGCGGUGCUGGUGUUGUUGCUGCUGGUGGCGAGCACUCAUUUAAAAUAACACAGUUGACACAACAAAAUGAACGGCUCCGUGAUGCAUUGGUGAAAAUGAGAGAUUUAUCCGCACAUGAAAGACAUGAACUGCAAAAAAUGACCAAGGAAUUGGAAACAAAAACAUCCGAGGUCAACGAAUUGCAACAAACAAAAGAGAAGCUAUCGAUUAAAAUCGAUGAAUUAGAAACACAAUUGAUUGAUUUACAUGAACAAGUCGAUGCGGCGCUUGGUGCCGAUGAAAUGGUCGAACAAUUAGCUGAAAAGAAAAUGGAAUUGGAAGACAAGGUUAAAUUGCUCGAAGAGGAAAUCCGGGAACUUGAAGCGUUGGAGGAGGUUCAUGAACAAUUGGUGGAAUCAAGCCAUGAAAAUGAAAUGGAUUUGCGUGAAGAAUUGGAUAUGGUACAAGCUGCCAAACGAGAGAUGCAACGUGAAAAAGAUGCGGCAAUCGAGACAAUCCUGGAUCGGGACCAAACAAUUCUGAAAUUCCGUGAUUUAGUGCACAAGCUCAAUGAACAAAUAACGGAAUUGAGAGAUCGUGCAUCGAAUGCUCAAGGCAGUAAAAUCGAUACCAAUAAGAGCAAUGCCAAUCAAAUUGUCGAGGCAAUCGAUUUCAAGCAAAUGUUUGCCGAAUCCAAGGCCUAUACACGCGCGAUUGAUUUGCAACUUCGCCAAAUCGAACUAAGCCAAGCCACCGAACACGUUCGUCUAUUAACGUCGUUCAUGCCGAGUACAUUUAUGAGUCGCGGCGGUGACUAUGAUGCCAUUCAGAUUAAUUUAUUGAUUUCACGCAUUAUUUCCAAAACCGAAAUAAUCGUUGGACAGGCACGAGAGCGUUUCCCAGCUGUCGGUACAAUCGAACGAAACGCCGUCGUUCAAGGGCAUACCGUUCAACAAUUCGCCUUUAAAUCACGUCUUUUAUAUCACAUAUACAAUUUAACGAGUGUGAUGCAUCAAUUUUUGUUCGGUUUAAAUUCAUGUACGCCGGAUCUAUUGCUGAAAGCCGGCCAAUCAUUGCCUGAAAUGCUUGCACAGGAAAAAGUUAUCGAUGGCAUUGUUGAAUUGUUGAAGGCCAAUCAACUCGAUGAAAAUUCGUCAACCGAUAAUCUUGAAAAGGCCGUACUAUUCUUCAAUGCAAUUUAUUCGGUGCUAUUUGGUGCUGAGGCCAAUUUACUAAAUGAAACUCAGUUGGUUCGUGACAGUGUUUCUUCGAUACAAUCAGCAUGUGAUUCGAUUACCACCGACAGUGCAAUGAUACAAUCGGUGAUCAAAGGUGGUGAUGAAACAUCCGAGUCGGGUCUAUUGCUUCAGUAUGCAUUGCAAAAUGCGGAUUCAAUUCGUCAGCAGUUGAAGUUAAUCAAACGUCGUUUACCUCAAGAUUCUUCGGUUAUUCGUUGUGGAUUGUCUGAUAAGACCAUUUUAACGAUUCGUCAAACAAAUGAGCAACUUGGUAAAGUGAUGAAUACACUGUUCAAUGCAUCAAAAUCGAUUUUGCAUUCGAUUUCAUCGACGGCUGCCGAAGCAACAGACAUUUCAUCGGUUACAGUGCCUAAUACCAAAAUUAUGGACCUGUUGGCAAUUGCAUGUGAAAAAGUAUACGAACAAGAUGAUCGUGGCCCAUCGCAAAAUUUAAAAACAGCAUUAUCCGCAACAAAUACAGAUAUUGCACAAUUGGCACAGUACCUAUUGGAUAAUGAAUAUGAAAUUUUGUCGGUCACAUCAACGGCAAAACAAGAUAAACCACAACCGCCAAUCACAUUGCGCGCACAAUUUGUCAAAAAACAAAUGGAAGAAACAAAGGCGCUUAAGGCCACUGUUGAAAACAGAGAGGCCGACAUUCGUCAGCUAAAAGUCGAUUUGAAAUUAAAAGUGCAAGAAUUAUCCGACAUGCAAUAUCGCAAAGAUUUGGCCGAAAAGAAAGUAUCGGUGAUUCAACAAGAAUUUGAAAAAACAUCAGAAAAAUUACAACGCCAACGCGAUGAUAUUGCUGAACAACUAAAAAAGAAAGAAAAAGAAUACGAAGAGGGAAUGAAUCAUUUGCAAAAAGAUAUCGACUCAUUGGAAUCGGAACGUCAUCAUUUGCGUGAGAACUUGAAGGCACACAGUACGAAGAAAGGUGACGUCAAGCAACCUAUUACAUUUGACACAGCAAGUUCCACGCCGUUUGUGGCUCAAGAGCUUUCAAUACUGAAGAAAGCAUUACAGGAUGAGCGUGCCGAAAGAAUUCGAAUCCAAGCAACUGAAAUGGAAAAGAUUUUGAAAAAUCUGAAACCAAUCCAUGUUCCACAGCCGAAAGAUAAUCGAAUCAAUGAACUAGAAAGGGAUCUAAUUAAAGUGAAGCACGACUACAUUAUAUCAUUGGCAAAUGGCAGCAAAAUUCCGAAAGGCAACACAUCCCAAACAAAUAUCUCAAAACUAUUAUAUGAUCAACAAAAUAAACAACGCCAACUUAGAGAAGAGAUUAAAGCACGCGUUGAACAACUGUCAACGGAGGUAGUUCAUGAAUAUUUGCGACGGAAACCACAUCGCGCAAUUAAAGGAGACUUUGCCACUUUUCCUACAAACGAACUCACACGAACGCUAAUUGCCUAAUUGUGUGUGAUGCCACACGAGCAUAGAUUACUAUACCAGUGUGAACCAAUCAACCUAUAUGGUUAUUGUAUGAUUUCGUUGUUUUGAAGAAGAAAAAAGAAAGACACAUAGACUUAAAGUACAUUA